UGGAGGUGGCGGUCCACCUGAUCCUCUACGUGCGCGAGGUCUACCCGGUGGGCAUCUUCCAGAAGCGUAAGAAGUACAACGUGCCUGUCCAGGUGCUGGCAGCGGCUGAUGGCCUGACAGUCCCCUGUGCCCUCACUGCAGCGGUUCCUUCCAUCCCUUCUGAACUGGGAGUUCCCCUUCAUAAGUGACCGACCAGUCCCUCCAUCACAGUUGUCCUCUGGGUCAUGGUUAUAUUUUAAGAGUUCUUGAUGCUACUGAAUGAUGUCCUGCCACCCGGAGCUGAACCAGUAUAUCCAGGACACACUGCACUGUGUCAAGCCACUCCUGGAGAAGUUCUGUCUGGGCUUGGCCUCUCAGGGUUUCCUCCUCCUGUUUGUCCUGCUCUGAGACGUCCGGGACCUUCACGGGGCCCAGGCCUUCUCUCCCCUCAGCCUGUACCACUCAUGUCUGGGGGUGCCUACUUGAACUUCUCAAACCUCUCUCUGGGCUCUCAGAGACCCUCAGCCUCGAGGCUGAGCGGGGCUAAUGAUGUGGAGAAAGUGGUGGUGGUCAUUUUGGACAAAGAGCACCGCCCAGUGGAGAAAUUCGUCUUUGAAAUCACCCAGCCCCCGCUGCUAUCCAUCAGCUCAGACUCCCUGCUGUCUCAUGUGGAACAGCUGCUCCGAGCCUUCAUCCUGAAGAUCAGUGUAUGUGAUGCUGUCCUGGACCACAACCCCCCAGGCUGCACCUUCACAGUCUUGGUGCACACGAGGGAAGCUGCGACUCGAAACAUGGAGAAGAUCCAGGUCAUCAAGGACUUCCCCUGGAUUCUGGCAGAUGAGCAGGACGUCCACAUGCAUGACCCCCGGCUGAUACCCCUAAAAACCAUGACGUCCGACAUAUUAAAGAUGCAGCUGUACGUGGAAGAACGCGCUCAUAAAAGCAGCUGAGGGUGUUUCCGCUCCGCACGGAUGCCACAGUUGUCGGACUUUGGGGGCCCCCAGCCUAGGGCAGCGCUGCAGGGCCACCCUGAUUCCAAGUGCUCUUAUUGCCUCUGUGUAUGGACUGCCCACCCUCCAGCCCGGGGCUACUCAGGUCUGGUUGCCUUCAUGGAGGAAUUCUCCUCAGGAGGGCAGGAAGGGUGCUGGGACCUCGAUUUCUCAGCCUUUUGGGGUUCAACCGGCCAACACUGUCUGUCUCAAAUACAGUCCUGUGAGUUGUUUCAAUAAAGGCGCCCCAAGGGCUGA
Molecule: messenger RNA, 1226 nt
Organism: Hipposideros armiger (great roundleaf bat)
Lineage: Eukaryota; Metazoa; Chordata; Mammalia; Chiroptera; Hipposideridae
Gene: MAD2L2
Product: mitotic arrest deficient 2 like 2
Exons: 9
Coding region: 249-929 (226 amino acids)
Cellular component (GO): zeta DNA polymerase complex
Source: RefSeq, a predicted model, not a curated record